Messenger RNA from Alligator mississippiensis (American alligator), 14227 nucleotides. RefSeq names its product histamine H3 receptor-like. Gene Ontology annotation, biological process: adenylate cyclase-activating adrenergic receptor signaling pathway. The transcript is spliced from 3 exons. Gene Ontology annotation, cellular component: membrane. NCBI's taxonomy places the organism in Eukaryota, Metazoa, Chordata, Crocodylia, Alligatoridae. The record is from RefSeq and is a predicted model, not a curated record. Gene Ontology annotation, molecular function: histamine receptor activity. The coding region runs from base 4358 to 5536 and encodes 392 amino acids.
CCUGCCCCUGCCCCUGCCCCUGCCCCUCUGGCUGCUGGUAGGGAACUGCCAGCCUGGCCUCUGCCCUGGGCUUUAUAAGGGCCAGGCCCUGCCUCCUACAGGCAGCUGGCUCUCCUUAGUUGCCCUGGCAACCCGCAGCUGUGCUCGUUACCCUGGCAACCCUCAGCUGGGCUCGUUAUGUCAUGCCAGGGCUCUUUCUCUCUCCCUGGCAGUUUCUCCUCUCUAGGAGCAGGAGCACCAAGGUGCCCCGCGACAUCAUUUUUUAAACCUAUAUAUUUUUCCAAAAAUACAGUAGACCAAAUUUUCAUUCCGGGGACUAGUAACUGAUUUGCAAAGCUAAAUGAAGUGAGAAUUUAAUGCACAUGGAACACUCUAGUUGGAGCUGAUUGAAUAAUACUAAAAAAUGUUAAUAUAUUUUAGUAUGUAAAUGAUUAACAUUGCUGAGCAGCUAUUCACAGUGUCAUGAAAUUGCUUGAAUACAUUAAAAGUACUGUUUUUUAUAAGAAUGUUGGAGCUCCAAGAGUUUAAACAGAUGCUCAGUAGAAAAUCUAAAGAAAUUAGUGCAGGCUAUUUAUUUCUUGCCUAAAACAUUUGUUAUCCAAGUGAUGAUAGCUGGUUGGACGGAAUGCCAAUAAUACACUCCUAAUAGCAAGCUGUCAAAGUGAACAAAAUGUGUAUGCAUUUGUUUUUUGCACAAAGAUGUGGGGUGUUUGCUAAGCAGUCUUUGUCUGGAGAGGGCCAGUGAAGAUAUUUGCAUCUUCUUCUGCUUUUCUGUUCAUAAGAAGUUGUCUAAGUUAAAACUUCCUGUAUUCUGUGGAAGCUCUCAAAAAAUGUUCUUGGAAAUUAGCUUUUUGAGAGAGUGUUUUUCUCUUCAGCAUUAUGAGUUGUGCAACGCUGUCUUUCAUUCGCUCCCUGUUCCCUGCUGUACUUAGGACUACUGUCUGAGUUCAAGGGGGCUGCGCUCUUAAAAUUUGGUUGCAAACAACUGUUUCUGAAUUAUAAUUUAGAGCAGUAGUGCUCAACCUUUUUUGCCUUGUGAGCCAGAUGAGUGCUGCCCAGUCCAUCCCCGGGCCAGAUCCACCUGGUGGUCCCUAUCCGGUGCCCAGAGCAGGUGUAAUGAGUCCCCAUCUGACCUUGUGCGGGGGGAGGGGAAGCCUUGAUCCAACUGUGUGGGGUAGGGGCAUGGCCCAGAUCUGAUCCAGCCAUGUAGGAAGGAGCUGUGUGUGGCCUGUGGACCAGAGGUUGAGCUCCCCUGAUUUUGAGUAUUGGUGUAUGGGCCAGCAUAGGUCACCAGAUGUGAGACAUCAAGUUUUUAGUAUUGGUUUGUAAGUGUGAAGACCUCUAAGAUGCAUCAGAAAUGUUGUGUGACAAGUGGAAGAUAUAUACCAGGGAAGUUUUUUUUCACUGUUAUGCUAGAUGCCAAGGGAAGUGCAGUUUCUAUUAGAACCUAACACCAGAUUGAUAGUUCCUUGAUGGCUUCCCUUAGCUUUUCAUCAAACCAAAGAAUCAUCAAGAAGCUUUGGAACUGUCUUCCUCAUAAACUGGACUACAAAAAUGGUUUUAUGCUCUAACUGCUCUAGAGCACAGAGAUGUCUCAGUAGCUGAUGAGAAUCACUGUUAAAAGAUGGUUACCUUCAGGAAGCCAACCUAUUUCAAAUCAAUACUGAUCAGAAAAACCUCCAGGCUCAGAGGCUGCAUGUGGUCACAGGAUCUGCUCAGAGACCAGUUUUCAGCAGUAGCUAGGGUUUCAGCUUUUUGGUUAAGCAGGAAAGGGCAGGUGCAUGAGCUGAAGACUAGGCUCUAGCCUUAUUCUUAUUCCAGCCAUAAAUGGGAAAAGUCUCUUUUGCUUCACUCUGCCUUCCCAAAAACAAGGUGCAUGCCUUAUUUGGGAGCUUAUAUGGUAUGCAAGAAAACAGGGUACUGUUGUUGUAACCUGAAGUGCUUUAUGGGCUUUCCUGAAAAAUGUUGGAGUAUGCUGGACUUUACUUGUAUGUGCAUAGGAUAAGUGCAUAAUUAACUUAAUUAUACAAUAUGAUACCAAUUCUGACUUUUUGCCUAUUGCUUCCACUGUAACAAACAUUGCUUAAAUGCAUGAACUGCUUAAGUACAUAGGAACUCUUCAGCCUUUCUGUUUACUUUGCAAUGUAAUUGUAUGUAAUUGGUUAUGCCUACUUGUACAUAAUUGGUGACACUGAGUAGGAGCUAUCAAUUUCAAGGCUUUAGAAAACAGCUUUGUACUGUCAAUUUCAAGUCAACUAUUAGAGGUGUAUCUGUUCUGAGAAGCAGAUUAAGGAGCUCUACUGAGAUGCAAAAAAGCUUUGUGCAGAGUCCUCUUGUACUCAGUAAGCAUUAUUAGUGAGAAAUUGGUAAGAACCCAUUUAAAAUAUUGUGUGUAGUUCUGGUCACUAAGCUUAAAAAAUAAAUUGGAAUAGUUUCAAAGAAGGACCUUUAGGAUUUUUAAAGGAAUGGAAACUUAAGUAGGAAAGGAAGGUGUAGGCCUAUAUAGCUUAACAAAAAAGUUUGGUAAGGGAUAUGAUUAUCCUUUACACGCAUUUGUCGGAUGUAUAUUGGGGAAGGAGAAAAGCUUUUUAGAUUGAUAAUGGGUUUGAAUCACAUCUCUGAUAGUUAUGCCCAGCCCCAGUUUCUUCUCUAGCAAUACUGGAGUUACUCAAAUUCCAUAUUCCCCUCUGGUGAAACUGAAUAACAUGGAAUUCCAUUGAUGAUCCCAUUGCAAGACUUGAACCUCUGACAAAAAACUUAGCCUAAAUAAUUCCCUUUCAGCUUCUUACAGGCUGUUGUGUGUGUGUUUUGGUGAUAAAGCAGUUAGCUCUCAAGUUGUUUUUGAGUUUUACCAACUGGAAAAAUCAUUGGGUAGUCCAAAGAUAGUUUUUAAAAAGAAGGGAAAGAAACCACUCUGUGACUUCUCAUUUCUCUUACUGCAGGUGGAAAAGUAUGCCUUGAGUGGAAAAUCCUUCAUUAAAGUAGGUGCUAAUUUUGUUUAGAUUAGUUUCAGUAUUGAUGGCAGAAGGGAGAAAGCAGUUUGCAGAAUUGCUUGGUAGUUGUUGCCUACAACUGUGGUUACUACGAGACUUGUAAAUAUCUGUAAGUAGAUAACAAAAUUUAAGGCAGAAGUGAAUUUUUAAAAAUAUAUUUUAAAAUUUGAUGUAGCUUAUAGUAUUAAGAUAUUUGGAAAAAUUGUGCUGUUGCAUUUUUACAGUGCCCUAAAUCAAAGGACUCUCAAACUAUUUUGCAAACAUUAAGGAAUUAUUCCUCACAACAGAGUACAGAAAUUGAGGCCAACAGUUUACAAACAUGCUUAAAAUUGGACACCCAAAUCCAUUUAGGUCCUGGGAUAAAGGUGACUGGAUUGUCAGAGGUGUUAAUGUCUUCUGUCUCUAAUAAAUGGAUAAAUUACAAGUAUAAAUCUAACAUAUCCAUACAAAUGUCGUUCUCUUUCUGUCACCAAUGCUGAGAGGAGAUCCUAAUCCCACAGAAGUCAAUAGUCAACAUCCACUUAUUUUAAUGGGGCAAGAUAGGGCCCCUUUCUAGGAAAUUAUCUUCUCAUUUAUUGAAUGAUUGAGGUCAGUGAGAGGUUUGCAACUAUUUAAUUGGAUUUUAUUGAUUAAUAUCAGUCUUGGUAUCAUUGUAGCCUACGAGCUUUGAAUUCCAGAUACUGUGUAAACAGGAGCAUCUAAAAAUAUUGAUCUUGGAGUUAUGGAUUAUGUUGUAUUGUAUGAUUUUACAGAACCAAGCACAGUGGACUUCAACCCAACUGUAAUAGAAAAAAACAUUAUUAACUGCAGUCAGAUGGAUAUUGAGAAUAUUAGAAUAAAACCUAUUCUUCAGCAGAAUUAUCUGUACAAAACAUGAAAGUAAGAAACAAAUUCUAAAGAAAAUAUGACACACACCUAACGUGAACAUAACGUGAGUGGUUUGAAAGAGAAAGCAGGACAUUUUUUUAACUUGACUUCCUGAUCUCAAUUGAUAAGGAGUAGCUUGUAGGAGAAACACAGUACUUGCAUUUAAAAUUUUGCACUUGAAACCUGCUUGUACUGUAAAGACUGGCUUUCCUUUAGUUUCAGUUUUUGGAACAUUUCAGCUACAUAACUCUUGGUUUUUAUAACCAGGAAGUCCUACAAAAUUCAGGUUUAGUAAGAAACAGAAUCUCACAGCUGAUUUUUUUUUUUUUUUUUUAAUGUUGUAAAAUUAUUUUUGUAUAUUUCAAUAUCUUCUUGCCAACCUAUUUUACUAACUUUAUUUAUUUACAUCAGUUUAACUGAAUACAUUCACUGGAUUUGAUUUCCUAAUGAAGUGAACUGAACAGGAUCCAGAAUAUAACAGUGCUAAAGCUGUAGAUAUGUCUGCAAUAUGUAACAAAAGCCUGUCUUCAGCCACAGUUUCAGAACCAACUUUUUCAGUGGGGACUUCGGCAUUUCUAGGUAUUCUUAUGGCAAUAGUAAUCCUUAUUACAGUCCUUGGAAAUGCCUUGGUCAUCCUGGCUUUUGUUGUGGACAAAAAUCUGAGACAUCGGAGUAAUUAUUUCUUUCUUAAUCUUGCGAUUUCUGAUUUUAUAGUAGGUGCAUUCUGCAUCCCUCUAUAUAUCCCGUACAUCCUGACAGGCAAGUGGCCAUUUGGAAGAGGCCUCUGCAAACUCUGGCUUGUUGUUGAUUAUCUAAUGUGCACAGCUUCGGUAUUUAACAUUGUCCUGAUCAGCUAUGAUCGGUUUCUGUCAGUUACUAAAGCUGUGUCUUACAGAAUUAACCCAGGAAUUACAUCAAAGGCUAUUGCAAUGAUGGUGGCAAUAUGGGUGUUUGCAUUCUUACUCUAUGGCCCAGCAAUUAUCAUUUGGGAAUAUGUGGUUGGCUGCAGCAUUGUACCUGAUAAGAAAUGUUAUGCUGAAUUCAUCUACAACUGGCAUCUUCUUUUGGGCGCUUCAAUCUUUGAGUUCUUCACACCUUUAAUCUUAGUGGCCUAUUUCAAUAUACAAAUCUUCCGCAGCAUCCAAAAUCGCCUGACAACAAUUCCUCAAGAGCUUUCUGAGUCUCCAAAGAGCAAGAGCCAAGUACGGAGGCUUUGGUGCUUGUUGAAGGAAGACGCAUCUUUUUCUGAUUCUGAAACAGAGAAGAGUUGUUCUACUUCAGGGUCACAGAGGCACUUGUCAACAUCUGACAGACCAAGACCAUCACACUUACAUUCCCAUACUUGUGAAACGGAUCCUAUAGGAUCUUUCAAAGUAAAGACUAGCCACAAACUGCAAAGAGACAAAAAAAUUGCAAAGUCACUUGCCAUAAUUGUUUGCAUCUUUGUCAUUUGCUGGGCACCAUAUUCAUUGCUCAUUAUUAUUUUUGCAGCCUGCGAUGGAAAUUGCAUCAAACCAUACUUGUAUGAAAUUUCAUUUUGGCUUUUGUGGCUCAAUUCUUCUGUGAAUCCUUUUCUCUAUCCUCUCUGUCAUGUUAAGUUUCGGAACGCUUUCAGAAAAAUAUUGUGCCCCUACAAGCGUGCAGAAUCGUCGCCACGGCCAUCAGUUUCUUUUUAAGAAGCAAUACUAAGAGAUUCGUAGAAGGUCCCCUUAUUGAUUUUAGUUAAACUUGUACUAUCUCCGGUAAUACUGUAGAUACAUAUUUUUAUUGAGGGCAUUAGUUAAUACAAUAAAUGUGUGAAUUUGCCAUGAGUUCAGUAAUUUUCAGGACACCAAUUACAAUGUACUUCCUACACAAUGAAAAUUAUUUGUAUUUGUAGUAGGUCAGAAUGAUCAUAAAUUCCUCAGACUAAUCGAAUUUCCAAAAUGUUUGUGGUUUCAGUGAUGAAUUUCAAAAAUCUGGUAAUAAAUUUAUCAGUGAUCAGACAUAACUCCUUUGAAUUCAAUGUAGGUUCUUCGUUUUAUACUGGCAAUCAAAUAGAGGUUGGUAAAUCAGUAUGAAAGCAAGAAGCAAACAUCAGACAGAUGUGGAAUACAGUGUAUUUCCAUGUUAUUUUGUCCAUUUUUAUUUGGUUUUUAAUGUUAUGCCAUUACUUGUAUUAUUAUAACAUUAUUUACAUAAUAUUUUUAAAAGGCUCUUCGAGCUUCUAGGCAUCUCCACAAAGAAACCUCAGGACUGGUUUGUUGAGAGUAAUAAGGACAUUUAAGCUCUCAUUAACAGAAAAAUCUCCUUUUUCUGCUUUCCAUUUUCAAAGUUUGGCAGAAUGACAUCAACUCCAAACAGAAGCAAGACACUUACUGCCACAUUAAAGCUGAUACCCAGAGUAAAAUCUGAGAGCAAAACAAGUGGUGGGAGGACAAAGCAAAAGAGAUAUAAAAGUUUGCUGACAGCCACAACAUGUGUAGUUUCUUCAGUGCAACCAAAGCUACCUAUGGGCCAGGCACACAAAGGGACUUACAUGUGAGUUCUGAGGAUGGAACAACACUGUGCAUGGAUGGUGGAGCUCUCUUUACAUAGUGGAAAGAACAUGUUCAAGAGGUUCUGAACUGAUCUUCUAAUGUCAAAGAUAAGACCACCAAAGCCAUUCCACUGCACCCAAUUAAGGACAACCUUACAGAUUCACCAGGCUAUCAAGAGGCCUUGAAAGCCAUUGAGCAGGCUGUCAUUCUUGAAUCAAAGGAUUGCUGCUGCCGCUGCUGCUGCUGCUGCUGCUGUCAAUUUAGAGUUUCCAUUUAGUAAUGGAUGUUGAUUGUCCAUUGGGAUAUCCCCAUUAAGAGCAUUAUGAUAUGAAGCCUUGUACCUAUCCAAUAUUAUAUAGAUAUUUACUAAGAGUUGCUGGAAAUAUUUAAAGUGGACCACCAGACUGGUGGACCAGAAGGUCCUGCUAAGUGGUGUGCAGAUUACUCCAGACUUUCCCUUUUCAAUUAAAAUUUGAAGAUGAGAAUGCAAAGUGAACUAUACCUAAUUUUAAGAGUUGACAGUAGUCUUCUGGUCCAAAAUGGUUGGAAACCACUGAUCUAAAGCAUGGCAGAGAAUAAAACAUAAGCGUGUACUAUAACCAGCUGUCUUCUUUAAUUGACACAUUUAUCGUUUUUUCACAAAGAUUAGCUCUGAUUCAUUUCAAGAUGUUUUUUUAAAUUGAAAAAAGAUACUUCCCUGAACAAAGAAAUGCUUUUGCUUUGGCAUUGGGGCAAACAAAUGUUGGUAAGCAAUGCUUUUGAAAAUGUGAAGAGCUCAACAUGUUUAGUUUAUCAAAAAGAUGAAUGAGUGACUUGAUUGGGGUGUAAAAUGACUUUUCUGUGGUGCAGGUACAGGGCAGUAAAGGGUUAAUCUCCCUCUGAGGCCUUCACAUUGAGAGUGGAAGGCAUGUUUUAGUCCGUAGCUAGUGGAAUCCACAAUCCCCAGUCAAGCACUUGGUCUCCAUGGACAGUGUCUAAGGGUAGAAUUCACUGAGGUCAGCAAAGUGUGGAGCUGUCUAAAUUAGCCAAAAGAAAAUGGCUAGAAGGCUAGUGUUCAAGCUCCUUCCUCUCAGGGAGUUAGGCAUCUAAGUUUGAGGUGAAGAAAGAAGCUUCCUUCCUUCUGAGAUAAGAGCUGUGCUUUCUCUUUUAGUCAGUUCAAAACUUAAAAAAAAACCAAACGGAGGUAGAGAAGGUAUCUCUCUCUCUCAUAUCCAGUAUCCUACUGGUUAGAGUGCAGGCUUAGGAUGUGGAAUUCCCAGAUCCAAAUCACUCUUCUGUCUGAUUUGGAAAAGGAAUCUGAAUCCAGGUUUGCCUCCCAAAUGGUCACUUCACCCACAAGGUUCUAAACUACUUUGGCGUGAGUCUUUCUUAAUCUCUCCUGGGACAGACAAGGACUCUAUACACGAUCUGGGAGACCUUGCCCUCACGAAUACUUAAGCAUUGUGUACCAAGAACAAAUUCAAAGGAGAGACUUAGAGAAACUGACCCCAGACUGUCAGAUUUCUGGUACUGGAGUUCUAUUGAGAGAAUGCAUAUUUUGUGAAUCCUAUCACAGUUAGGUGCUGUAAGGAGUGGGGCAACUGCAUAUACGCAACAGCCAAAAUAUAGGGUACAAGCACAUUAUCAUAAGCUAAAGGUAGGCAGAGCUUUACCAACAUGUCACCUGCUCUGUGUUAGUGGCUUGUGUGCAUGCUUUCACCCUGCAGUAAAUGAAAGCCAAACUCACAGCAGUUUAUCACAUUUCCUCUGAGGACAAGUUGUAGCAGGUUUAACUUUCACUUACCUGGGGGUAAAAGCAAGUACACAGGCAACUAUUGCAGACCAGUUGAUGCAUUGUAAAGCCAUCCCUAUUUUAAUUCAUAGCUUGUGCACGCAUGUCCCUAGGAACACUUUGGGUUAGUGGCUGUAUGGUACUCAUCAGAAUUGUAGAGUAGCAGUUAGGUACCGCAGUCUCUCUGUGGACCCCAUGUCUUUUUGUUUGUGCUGCUAAGUGUUUAGCAUGUUGGGUGCUAUGAAAAUAAUAACUAUAAUGCGGUUCAGUUCCCAGGUUUUACCACCAGCAGAUAGUCACAGACCAAUAUUGCUGGUUCAGUAGGUUGGGAUGGUACUUACUGCCACCUUCUUCUAUCACUUCCCACUGUUUGUUUGUUUUAUUGUCAGUUGAGAGAAAUAAGCAGGAGACUUUUAGCCAAGAAGUAGGGCAGUUGAGGGAAUUCCCAAGAGAGAAAAAGAUAGUUGCUUUUUGAGUUUUAUUGCUCACUCUUCAGGAAGGCAAAAGACUUACUGGCUGCAGGAGCAAUGGAGCAAACUCACUGGAGUCCUCCAGUGCUACUAGAGAUCAAGGUCUGGUCAAAAUAAUCAGGGUCCCUUGCAAGGUCAGUUGAGCAGGCCCCAUUAGGGCCUAAUAGUCAAGCUGUGAUACUCUCCCUCUGACUGGCCAGUAUGUUUAACAGGGUGAGUAGUAAGAGGGACAGCAGAAUAGUGGUGUGGUUAGAAUAGGUGGGUUUGUUUGUAGAGAGAGUUAGCAAAAGGGGAAUAAUGGCUGGAAGUUUCUUGUUAAACAAGAAAAGAGAAAUAGGCUGUAGGCUUCAGCUAGGGCUAGAAUAAAGCAGAAGGUCUUUUGGAUAGGGAACUGUGCUGGGGAGGCCUACUUUCUGUCUGCAGUGGCUCUGUGGAGGAAAUUUUUGCGUAGAUAUGAUGGAGAGAAAACAGGGUGAUACCAUGCUUAUGGCAAAUUUCAAGCAACAUUUCUUAUGUGAUCUUGGGCAUUAUAAGUUGUCUGUGAACCAUCAAAUCCAGGAGUCUUUUACAUAAGAGUCUUGUACAUUUGGUAGGUAAGAAUGAGCAUGGAACUUGUUUUACCUCCUUAUUAAAAAAUACCCUGUCCCAAACUCAAAAUAACAAAGAGUAAAAAGAAUGUGGGAGGCAUGAUGGUCUAGGAAAUGUGUGAGAAACAAGGAUUUUUAUGCGUAAUAUCUUACUCAACCAACUGCAAGUCAAAAGCAUUGCAUUCAAUAGCUUAAGUUUAUCUCAACCAUGCAGUUGGUCCAACAAAAGAUAUCACUCACAGAAAUCCUUUCUUCUCAAAGGAGUAAAAUAAUUUUUAAUAGUUCAAAGUAGGAUUAGCAAGCUGGUCAGUUGACUACAUGUUUUUUGAAUGGUCAAAGAUUAUAGCAAUUUUACAAAAAAAAUUCUUUUGUAGUUUUCUUGACAGAAAUAUGACUUUUUUUUAUUGUUUCUUGACACAUUUCUUAAUGGAAAAUUUGUAGCAUAACUAGGGUGGGGUGACUGGUGCAGCUGCCCCAGGUGCCAAUUAGGUGUGUGGGGAGGGUAGAAAAAAAUGCUGCUGCUGCACAUUUGAAGUUGAAAAAUAAUUUCAGAGAAAAAUGAUGGGCACAAUCCUAAAAACAAAGACAUUCUUCUGUAUAGAAUGAAAGCCAGAACUGUUUUUCAAGCUAGCUUUUCUGAUCUCAGUAAAAAAGGAUCAGCCAGAAGAAGAGUCAUGGACAGCCUCUUAAAAUAUGGACUUGAAAACCCUGCAUGCAGUUCUUGGUGACUCUUUUACAGUUUGAAUUUUUUUAGGGCAUGCCUUUCACUUUUGGAAUCAGGAAAUCUUACAAAACAGAGCUGCAUUCUCAAAGUAGUGCUGAAACUCCCUAAAAGUAUGUGGAAAAAUAAAAUAAUGUGGUGGAAACUGUUAAGCACUUUAGCAACCUGUUAGAUCUUAGAAAUGUAUCAGAAAGAGAAUACAUUCUGUAUAUGUUGCAGGUGUCCUUAUCUAUUGUAUUAGAUUACCUGCUGACUUAGUCGAGCCAGUCAGUAUUCUACAUUACAGUCCUGUGUGUCUUUGCUUAUUUAAGAGCAUAAAAAAUCUUGUCUGCCUAUGCGAAGAACAGGCACUUACAGUUACUUCAGUGAUUUGAUGAUUAUAUGGGCGUGUAAUUUUUUAGAUAAGCAUUAAGAUUAAAUGAUAAGAUCAGAAGUUAAUUUCUGGAUGAUUAUGGUGUAACCUUAUCCGCUAUUCAGAGGCCUGAGGCUGAUGAUCCUGAGCCUUGGGGACUCUUUACACCUUACCUUGUAAGCCACACAAAUCUUAAUUGGCUUAGUGGAGCAGUCACACGGCAUGAAAAACUACAUCUGACUGUCCUUCACCUGCACAGCUGUGCCUUGCCACUAGAGGCUUGGUGAGCAGGGACAAGAGCCUAUGUUAAAUGUUUCUUAGUGCACAUCAAGUCAUUGCUGUCAGCUACUGUGUCUUCACCUUUUGUGGGUUUUUUUGGUCUGUUGUGGAAGAGGAGGAAACAGAAUUGAGGUAGUCAGAGAAUGAAAAAGUUUGCUCUGGGUGAUAAAGGUUUGGCCCUUUGAUUGUAUUGGCAUGUCCAAAUUCUUACUUUGAUUGUAAUGAACAGCCAAUGUCAAUAAAUAUGCUAGGGGCAGGACCAGCUCAUUACUCCAGCUGGACAAAGCAAGUACCACAGCCCUGGAGCACCCAGCAACUAUUGUGCCUCACGUAGCCAAUCAGACUGGCUUGCUGCUUGAAAUCUUUUGUUAUUCUGAAGCAUACCCCGCCCCCCCCGUGCCACCCCUGCCCAGGAUGCUGGCUGCCAUCCAGGGGCGAUGCGUGGGUGGGCACACAGGUGCAUGUGCACCCCCUGAGCGUGGCAGUGCACCCCUACAACAGUGUCGGCGCCUGUGGGUGGACGCCACUUGCCACCCCGUUGUUGACACUAGUAGCAGCAUCUGCAGGCGGUCAGUGAUCGCAGCUGGCAACCACUGAUUCUGCCAGCAGCGCCUGCGGGUGGUCACUGACCCCUGGUCGGCACUGACCCCUGCCUCCAUUUCCCACUGACAGCGCUGGUGGUGUCUGUGGGAGCUCUGUGCUUACUGCCACCAUGCUCCUGCUGCCCAGCCACCGGAGGCACAUGUUCAUGCCACCACCUGAGCUCCAAGGGACCUGAUCCUUUUUUUUCUCUGGAACUUUUUUUCCCCCCCUCCUUCAUCCCUCUUCCACCAUUGGUAGGAGCAGUGAGCUGAUUCAGGUGGUGGCAGGAGGUGCCAUGGCUGCUUGCUACUGUGGGCUGUGUCGCUUGCUCUGCCCACUGUCUCUAGGGGUUGAAGCACUGUGCCCAGCUCUGCUGAACCCCAGCAUCCCCACUCACCCUAGGGUGCUGGAGCACUUCAACUUCAGUGGAAUAGCUAAAUUGAAGGGAGUGGCUACACCUUAAUGGAACAGGAGCAAAAUUAGAUGGAUUAGAGAAAAUCCUGCCCUGGAGUGGUGUAACUUUAGGCUGAAUAACAAGUGCUUUAAAUCACUUAAAGGUGUUAACAUGCAGCUAAUCCAGGGGCUAAGAAAUCCAGAAGCCACCUAAACUUACCAUGUAACAAGGCACUUUUUUCUUUUGGGCCUGAUGAGUAUAGUGACCCUGAGACAUGCACCAUAUAACUUCUAUUAUAGAAUGGAAUUGGUACAUAUACCUAUUCAUUUUAAACAACAGUAUUGUACUGCUAUGUUUGAAUGUACUGAAUACACCUAAAAGAAACAAGUCUUCGUGGAGCACAGGAUUUUGUUUUAAAUAUGCACAAAAUAAAGCAGCAUUUUAAGGAUUACUUAAAUUUUCCUCAAAGUUAUGUUCUUAGCACAUGUGCUGUUUGGGAGAGGUUUUCAGCUCCUGGGAUCAGCUGCAGACCUCUCUUUAAUGUCUUAGAUUACCUUUGUGGUCUCAGAUUUCUGCUCAUGUCGCUAUUGGGCUAGGAAUACUGUUAAGAAAUAUGUAUUCCAUCCACUGGGGAGAAGGGAAAGCUUUUCAGUGUUCAGGAACAAAGUUGCUGGCCAAAGAAGGUGCAAUCCUAGUGUUCUUCCAGGAGGGGUGACUAACAGGAAAGUUCAGAGAGCAGUAUGGGAAUAUGUGAAAUUUUCCAACUGGUAUAUGUGGCUCCUAAGUGUUUAAUUUGUGCUUAACUUUAUACUUUAUACCAAAUUUAUAACAUGAACAGAGAAAUGUCACCUCCAGCAGUCACAUUAACAUCAAUUAAAUAAUUAUUUAUUACAAAUUGGACACAAAUUCCAUACUCUGUAGAUAAUGUUGAAAUGUGUUGUCAAUAUACCAAAGAGUAUGGAUUUUAAAGAAACCGCCAUACUGGGUGAAACACUUGGCGAGCUCUGCACAACCAUUGAAGCACUGUUGCUGGGCAGGAAGCAGGAUGAAAAUCUUUCUUAUUAAAAUAAAUUAAAAGUUUUGAGGGUUUCUAAAAAAAUAUAUAUAACCCUUAAAUGUGUUUCCUAAGCAAAUGGUUUGAUUUUUUUCAAAAGAUACUGAUGGAGCAGCAUGAAGCUUCUGCUCCUGAGUUCAGUGCAUUUAUACAUGACUCUUGUAUGUUCCAGUGGAUCUCAACGGUAUAUGCAGUAGCAUAACUUGGGAAGGGGGUGAUGGAGGAAGCAGCCCUGGGUACCAACUUUGUGUGUGUGGGGGGAGUGGAGGUGUUGGGACAGGAUGGGACACAAAAGCAGCCAAUGCUGCUGUAGCAGUGAUUGACUUCACCACCACAAUAGGCAUGGCAGGAGUCAGUGCUGCCCUGGGUACCAGGCAGCUGCACCAGGCUUGGAGUUGUGCUGCUGUGCCUCUGGGUAUAUGCUCAACUGCUUUGAGAAAGAGACCCCAAUUUAGGAGGCAAAAUCUGGAUUUAAAGCAGGGAAAUUGCUAUUUUAUUGCUGAUGCUGUUGAAAUUUGGAAGGAACUGAGUGAGACCUUGAAAAGAGAAAUAUGUAAUGUGUAGCAAACCCCCCAGUUUUUCUUUUUUUUAAUUUUAAAAUGCAUUCCCUCCCCUUUCCCCAACCAUUUCUGACUUUUUCUCUCCCUCUCUAUUCCCUAUAGAUAAGUAUAAGUGAGCUCAGACUUAGGAUAAGCUUUAAACAUUUUUAUUUUGGUAGCAAGUUUUGGGUUUUGGAUAUCCACCAGUUUAUAUUGUAUAAUUAUUAGGUUUGUAUUGAUUCUUACUGUUGUAUUAUUAUCAUUUUCAUAUUGAUUUUUAUUGUUUCAUAUGGAUAUUGUAUAGUUUAGGCCUGUGUUUGUAAGUGAACCAAAGUCAUGUCAAGUUUCCAUUUUAUAUGUCAAGCCUCCAUCUUGUGUCCUCUGUCUGGGCAUCCCCUGUGUCGCAACUGUAUGAGUCAUGUAUCCCUCCCAUGUAAAUUGGUUCCUGGAUGAAUCAGAAUGAUUGGGAAUGAUUGAAAUACAAUGGUAGCAGGCCUCUACUGAAUGGCCUGUAAUGACUGGGCCAUCACCUUGCAUUGAUUCACCCAGGAACCACAGACCUCAUCCAGGAACAGAAACAAGACCAGCAUAUGAAAGACAAAAGACCCUGCAAAACCAGCAACUCUCACCAUUACAGACACCAGAAACUGCACAUCCCUGCAUGGAGCACACAUGCUCAGUACACCAGGGGCUGACCCUUGCCUGAACAUGCCUCCUGUCACUAGGGUCACAAAAGGUCUGCCCCUAUAAAAAGAGGCAGUGAAGACAGACCCAGUGGGAUGCCCUCUCCAUCUGGACCAGCACCAUGCCACACCACCUAUCCACCCAGAAGCCCUGCUGGCGACCCCCCUCUGGACAACAUCUACUGGACAAGGACCCCUUUCCAGCCUGGAUAGGUAGAUAUUACCUGCACACCUCCUCCUACAAUUUGGACUCUCUCUCAUUUGUCUCUCCUCCUGGACUUCAGUGGACUUCAGCCCCUGCACCAAGCCUCUCUAACCCCUGCUGCCAUUGUGGGUGUGUGUGUAUGGGUGCAAGGGAACCAAUUUAACAUUGUGUCACCAUCUCCCCUGUUCAAUAAAACCACUGUCAUUUGCAA